Molecule: messenger RNA, 537 nt
Organism: Arxiozyma heterogenica
Lineage: Eukaryota; Fungi; Ascomycota; Saccharomycetes; Saccharomycetales; Saccharomycetaceae
Gene: SPP2
Product: spliceosome ATPase-activating subunit SPP2
Exons: 1
Coding region: 1-537 (178 amino acids)
Biological process (GO): mRNA splicing, via spliceosome
Cellular component (GO): spliceosomal complex
Source: RefSeq, a predicted model, not a curated record
AUGGACAGUAAUUUUUCUAUAAGUUUGAAAAAGCAAAGCAAGGGGAAAAAGAAAAAGAGAGUCAAUGUGUUUAGUGAUUCAAAUGAAGACAAAAGCGAUGGUUUAAAUCGACUCGAUUCCAGCUCCUUCACAGUCAAGAAUAAAAAAAUAAGGCUUACUGAAGUUACUGCAGAUGAUUUAGUAACAAAGCAAGAAAAGUCGGAAUCAGGGAAGCCUGCAUUAGUGAUUAAAUUGAAUGAUGAUAUAGGUCCUGCUCAUCCAGCACAAGAGCUAACUACUAUGGAAGAAUAUAAUACUGUUCCUGUAGAAUUGUUUGGUGAGGCAGUAUUAAGAGGUAUGGGUUGGGAUGGUAAAGUAACUGAUAAUAAUGAGGAUGCAAAUGACGAAGUGAAAUUCCAAAAUGAUGUGACAAGACUGAAACAUCCAGAUAAUGUAGGGAUAGGUGCAACAAAGUCUAAUGUGAAGGUUGCUACUAGUGACUUCAUGCCUAUUAAGAAAAUUGAAAAAUCAGUACCGUCCAAUCUACAACAGAAUUAA